AUGGAUACAGAAGAAAAACAGAAACCACCUAGCCCCUUCCAAUUUGACAUGUUUUUACCGUGGGCAUGUCAUCAACUACAACUCAAGGAAAAUUUAAAUCUAAGGAAAAUCCAAACUGACAACAUUGCCAUCACUGGUACAGAUAGACUCAAAUCAAAAACUAAAUCUAGAACAGAUCCUGAUUUUUUUUUUCAACAAGAAGACCAAGAUUCCCCACAGACGCUGACAGCGAGCCGUCGACACUCUGACAUCCAGGUCAUCGCUAUAUACGACACAGCGGAUCAUCUUAUAAAACUACAGUUCCAAAAUAAUAAAAAGAUUCCAAGACUUAUAUUUAAGAUCAUAAAUUUGAUAAUAAAAUAUUACGAAUUCUUGAAUAACAUUACAAUCAACAGAGGUAUAGAUGAAUAUACUCUUUAUGAAAUUGGAAAAUUUUUACCUUAUUCCAAUAUAACAGAUAUUUGCUUAGAUAAUACCUUUCUCGAAGAAGGCAACUAUCACCUACUACUAGAGAACAGAUCAAUGUUACGGUAUCUAUCUUUAAGAAGAUGUAGUAUAAACGACAAUGUUAUCGAAAGAUUAGCAACUACAUUGAUGUAUCCUAACGCUGGCUCCAGAUCCCUAUCAAUAUUAAAUUUAGCGUCUAACCGAAUCACAGAUGUAGGUGCAAAAUAUUUAGCUGGUGCUCUACGAUCUAAUAGACAGCUGAGCUAUUUGAAUUUGGCGGAUAACAGCAUCACAGAUAUCGGAGCAUCAUGUAUAUUAGACUCCUUGUUGAAGUUCCCUCUAACUUUUACUGAGUUGAUCGCAUCUAGAUCCCGGCAAAUGAAUUAUUUGAAAGAAAAAAAUGAUCACAUCUUGCGAAUCGUAAAAGGUCUUCAAAUAGGUGAGCUCGAUAAACGCAUCAAUAAGAGGAAAUUGACAAAACCUCAAACUGCAUCCGCCAAAACACGCACUGAGAGAGAGAGCCUCUCAAAACUUGCUCCGUCUUCAAAGAGCCUGACUAAUAUUAAUCAAGCUUUAAUUGAAAAGGCUUCAAAUAUGGCAGACAACUUAUUAGGUGCAUUCACCGAUCCUUACGAUAAACAAAAUACUAAAGCCAAAGAUGCUAUAGUAUAUUGCCAUGGCAAUAAUAGUCUUUGUAGCUUAAACAUAGCGUACAAUAAUUUAUCUUAUGUUACUCUCAAGAAAUUAUUGGCGGUUCUAAUAUAUCAAAGAGAAAUGGGACGAAAACCUAAAGGUUUGAUCAAUGUGACCAUUGAAGGUAAUAAUAUGCCUGUAUAUUGUGGAGAAUUUGAUCAAAUAAAUAAUAUAAUAAGAGUCGGUUUAAUGUCAGUAAAUAGAAGAAUAUCUGGUGGUAAGAAGCGUUCUCCCGCUAAACCUGGGAUGCGUUAG
Messenger RNA from Diatraea saccharalis (sugarcane borer), 1395 nucleotides. Lineage: Eukaryota; Metazoa; Arthropoda; Insecta; Lepidoptera; Crambidae. The record is from the annotation of a GenBank genome assembly.